GCUCCCCCUCCUCCUUCAAAAUUUAUUCUAAGCUUUCCCCCAGACCUUCAUACCCCUCUGUCAAGCAAAAAAGAUUGCAAAACAAAAAAAUGUACAGAACGGGUGCUCGCCAAGCGCGUUCAGGACCCAAGGCAUCCCCAUCAACGCGUUGCCAACGCUGUCUGGAAUUCGGUCAUUGGACCUAUGAAUGUAAAAAUAACAGACCGUAUAAAGCAAGACCCACACGUACGCAACAACUCGAUAAACAGUUGGAGCUUCGUGAGCCAGAUCUUCCUGAAGAACUGCAAGAUCGACGUGGUUUAGCCGAUAAGAUCCUGAAAAAGAAGAAAAAACAAAAAAAGAAUACAAGAAGCGUAAGCAGCAGCAGCAGCAGUGAAAGCGAUAGUGAGGGAUCCUCAGAUUCGUCCUCAUCGUCUGGCUCAGAAUCAGAUUCAGACUCUGUAUCAUCGUCCUCGUCGUCAUCAUCGUCCAUGAGCUCUUCAGUUUCUGAGUCCUCGUAUGCUUCUGCUCGCAGCCGAACGAGUCGUAGUCCACAAAGACGUCGCCGUGCACGUUAUAGCAGCAGCAGCAGCAGCAGCAGCCAUAGCAGUAGUAGCGCCAGUCGAUCUCGAUCACCAUCACCUCGUCGGAGCCGCCCACAGCAACAACGCCGUCGUGGUCGUUCACCUACUCCUUCACGUUCGCGCUCACGUUCGAUGUCGAGAAGUGGAAGCAGAAGUCCUAGUGUCAAAAGAAGAAGACGAUCGCCAUCCCCAUCGUAUUCACGACGUCGCUAAGUAACACGAUCGUUACCGUUAAGCAACAACAACAAAGAAAAGAACAAAAGGACAAUCGAUAACACCGAAACAUCAUCAACAGUGGUCAGACUACUGAUCCUCAUCGUCGUCACCAUCAUCAUCAUCAUCAUCGUAACUAUUCAUUUCCAACCCCCUUUUCCGUUUCUAUUUUACAACACAUACGCACCGCAACUCUGCCUUUUUCUCCUCUGUUUUCUUUUUGCUUGAAAUAUGCCUUUCUUUUAAAGAAAAACUCGCGAUGAAAGAACAACAAACACGAUAAAGUACGAUAAGAGAGAAUAUAAGGAGAGUAUAUUUUCUGUACAUUGACUCAAU
This is a messenger RNA of Zychaea mexicana, 1112 nucleotides long. RefSeq names its product zinc knuckle-domain-containing protein. The transcript is spliced from 5 exons. The record is from RefSeq and is a predicted model, not a curated record. Gene Ontology annotation, molecular function: zinc ion binding; nucleic acid binding. The coding region runs from base 90 to 776 and encodes 228 amino acids. NCBI's taxonomy places the organism in Eukaryota, Fungi, Mucoromycota, Mucoromycetes, Mucorales, Lichtheimiaceae.